Messenger RNA from Drosophila rhopaloa, 1248 nucleotides. RefSeq lists its product as uncharacterized. Lineage: Eukaryota; Metazoa; Arthropoda; Insecta; Diptera; Drosophilidae. The record is from RefSeq and is a predicted model, not a curated record. The transcript is spliced from 2 exons. The coding region runs from base 256 to 1074 and encodes 272 amino acids.
AUCUUUAUUUAUUUAUUUAAUAUAUUUGAUUACAUUGAAACAUGUUACAGUUUCAGUUGAUAGAACAUUUUUAUAAACAUGUAUAAAACACUCAAAAUAUUACAUAUGUUAAUCUCUAACAUUUUCUGCUAAGCAUCUGCCAACAGUGCUGUAAAACGCCGAUAGAAGAAGCAGGUCUUAACUAAGCGCAAUUCGUUUUAAAUGGUUUAUUAAUUGCAAUUAGUGUCAGAGAUUAAGGAAACACAAACUUGCACAAUGUCCGCAGUGGAUGUGCCUUUAGUAGCCAUGGCUAAGAUGCCUCCGACCAUCCAGUUUGACGCCAAGAAGGACUUCCACACGCGCACCCAUCAGCAGGAGUUAGACGAGGCUUUUCUGGGCUACGAACGGCGUCCUUGGGUUCACCAAAAGGCACGAAAGGAUACUCGACGCGAGCGGGAGAUCCUUAGCGGACUCCUUUCCUCGACCACAGUGGAAACAGAUUACGCCAGCAGUUGUGUGGACAAGCUGAUUGCCGAGAACAUCAGCUACAGAGAUCUGGCAUCUCUUACCGACGAGGAUUUGGAGCUCUUUGGAUUCAAUUCUCAGAAACAACGUAAGCAGCUCCUGGAGAUGUUUGACAAGAUGCCCAAUCAGGAUCCCAGCUACGAGUACCUUAAGAACCAGUCGGAGGCCAAGAAUUAUAACAAUCAAAUUCUUGGCAACGCCGCGAGCCACUUUAUGUCCUUGCGCGCCUCCUUGGCAGUCACUAACUACAAGCUGCAGGUCUCCACCCCGGAGGAUGUCGUCGUGGGCGAUAAACGCUAUGCCAGCUGUUUCGCCUUGGAAACCCUUAAAAGCGUAAAGCUUAUCACUGAUGAAAUAGCCAAGGACCUCAGGAAAAUCGAAGCCAACGCCCAGAAAAAAAGAAGCCAGGAGGAUAUCCAGGACAAGGAGAGCAACAAGAAGAAAAAGUUCAACCUGGCAUCUUUAGUGUACUUCACCACAUUGGCCGUGGGACUCUCAUGCGCUUGGUUUUGGUGGUGGACUAAGUUCCACAGUGUUCCUCGACUGGAAAGGAUCUCUGUUCAGACUUAAAACAAAAACAUAACGAAGCAUUUAAUAGCUGCAUUCCCAUUUUCUUAUAGUAUUUACGCCCAGAGUUGGUAGAAUUAACAUUUUUUUGGUUAAGCUUUCACAAAAUCUCAAACUGUAUGAAGUUUUACUGCCGAACAUUAAACAAAAGAGAAAAGUUGUAUUAACAAUUUAAAA